CCUAAGUCCUCAUGAGGAGAUUACCUUUGCAUCUCCUAGACGAGAUUCUCUUCAAACUAGAUCCCAAAUCCUUGGUGAAGAUGCGAUGCACAAACAAAUCCAUCAACUCGCAUGUAUCAGAGGACCCAAAUUUUAAAAACGAAUACUAUUCCCGUACCGGAUCCAGUUUGCUUCACGUCUCCAAAUAUGCCUCCAAUUUACUCUGUUUCCACCCUUUUGGAAAUUCUAGGUCAUUCAAUGAGCGCUUAGAGAAUGUGUUUAAUAUUCUCGGUUCUUGUUCCGGCCUUCUCCUACUCUCCAUUGGUGGUCGUCCCUGCGUGGCUAAUCCCCUCACAAACAAGUUCCGAUUCAUGGAUUACCCUAACUCGGGUAAAACAACUUGCAUUGGGUUUGCUGUUGAUCAUAUCGAUCCAACCACUCAGAAAUUCAAAAUUGUCUGCAUAGUCGAAGUGCUUAAGCCUUCAAAUCCAGUCGAAAAGAUGUAUCAGUUCGACAUUAACACCGGAGAUUCAUGGAGUUUAUCGAAAACAACAUUUACUUGCCACUCAAGCAAACUCAAGAAGGGUAAGAAUUCGAAACCUGUUUACUUGAACGGAGAUCUUCACUGA
This is a messenger RNA of Camelina sativa (false flax), 608 nucleotides long. NCBI's taxonomy places the organism in Eukaryota, Viridiplantae, Streptophyta, Magnoliopsida, Brassicales, Brassicaceae. The record is from RefSeq and is a predicted model, not a curated record.